Thecamonas trahens ATCC 50062 is the source of this 3477-nucleotide messenger RNA. RefSeq lists its product as uncharacterized. Gene Ontology annotation, cellular component: intracellular anatomical structure; spliceosomal complex. Gene Ontology annotation, biological process: mRNA splicing, via spliceosome. NCBI's taxonomy places the organism in Eukaryota, Apusomonadida, Apusomonadidae. The record is from RefSeq and is a predicted model, not a curated record. The coding region runs from base 51 to 3461 and encodes 1136 amino acids. Gene Ontology annotation, molecular function: RNA binding; ATP binding. The transcript has 3 exons.
GCGCGCUGACUGGUGCUGCUCAACACAACAGUGUGGAGAGGAGUGGGAAGAUGGGCGAUGAGCGAGUGGCAGAGACGUUUGCCUUGUGGAUGGGUAAUGAGCUCAACAUGCCGACGACAGACGCUCGUGUUGGCGCCGCUGCUCUCGCCGCCGCACGGGCUGCCUCCUCGGCGGACGACCUGGUAGCACGUCUGUCCGAGUUUGGCAAGGUCUCCACCGAGACCGCCCAGGAGAUGCUUGACGAGAUUGGUCAGGGCAGCCGCCGCCAGCCAGCCGGGAUGGGCCUCAAACGACGCCGCAGUCCGGAGGGAGGUGCAGCAGGCGAGCGGAAGCGGGCCAAGAGCGGCGUGGCGCCUGCGGAUGCGCGGUUGCUAUCGUUUGGCAAUGAGCAGCGUGGGAGUCGUGGCGACGCGAGCAGGAUCAGGCCAAGGAGCGCGGCAAGCAGCGCGCCGGCGCCAGCGGCGUCGAUGGAAGACGUCGAGGCUGAGGUACUUGAGCGCGAGGGCGACCGCGAGUGGUACAACGACGAUGGCGGAGUGUAUGACCCCGACGCGGACCCGUGGGUCGUAGCGGCAGAGGCGGCGCCCGAGGCGCGGAUGGAGGCGGGCGCACACCUCGCCAAGCAGCAAGUUGGGUCGCUGACGGCCAAGCAAGCUGCGUACACCUCGGCGCUCGACAAGUGGGAGCGCGACCGGAUGGCGUCGUCGGGAGUCAAGGGCGUGCGCAAGGUGCGGACGCUGCUGGCCGGCGACGACGAUGAGUCGCACCUCCGGGUCCACAUGCUUGUCACGCUCUCGGUCCCGCCGUUCCUCGACGGCCGCAUCAAGUACACCAAGCAGAGCUCCAUGGUGUCGUGUGUUAAGGAUCCGACGUCGGACAUGGCUGUCAUUGCGCGCAAGGGCUCGGCGGCGCUCCGCGAGUUCCGAGCCCGCGCAGAGCGACUGAAGGCCGAGGGCCAAUACUGGAAGCUUGCCGGGACCCAGCUCGGGAAGCUGAUGCGGGUCUCGGCGGCGGAAGAGAACGCGCAGGACGACGCACGGCUGUCGGCGAUUCAGCGCCAGCUCCGCGCGCAGAAGCGGGCCGAGGAGUCCGCGCUCGAGGCCGCCGCCCAGUCGGGCGACACCCGCGCCGCAUCACAGUACGGCGCAGGCAAGACAUCAACAGCCGGUGAGCGGGCGACGGCGUCGGAGAGUCUGGCUGCUACCCGCAAGUCGCUGCCGAUCUACACCGUCCGCGACAAGCUGCUCCAGGUCAUCCGCGAGAACCGGGUCGUUGUCAUCAUCGGCGAGACCGGGUCCGGCAAAACGCUCAGCUUCCGCAGCGGUCUCAAGAUCGGGUGCACCCAGCCGCGGCGAGUGGCAGCCAUGUCUGUGGCAAAGCGUGUGGCCGAAGAGGUCGGCGUCCCGCUUGGCGCCGAGGUUGGGUACUCGAUCCGGUUCGAGGACAUGACAUCGCCGACGACACGGAUCAAGUACAUGACCGACGGCAUGCUGCUUCGCGAGUCGCUGCGCGACUCGGCGCUCGACGGAUACUCGGUCCUGGUGCUUGAUGAGGCGCACGAGCGGUCGCUCAACACCGACGUCCUGUUCGGCCUCCUCCACCGGGUUCUCGCGCAGCGGCUGGAUCUCAAAGUCAUUGUGACGUCUGCAACGAUGGACGCCGACAAGUUCUCUGCGUUCUUUGGUGGCGUGCCCAUCUUUUCCAUUCCUGGGCGGACGUAUCCGGUCGACGUCCUCUUCUCCAAAACAGUACAGGAGGACUACGUUGACGCGGCCGUCAACCAGAUUCUGCGGAUCCACCUCUCGCAGCCUGUCGGCGACAUCCUGGUGUUUAUGACGGGACAAGCCGAGGUGGAAGCCGUUUGCCAGCUGGCGAUGGAGAAGCUUGACGAGCUCGACACGCCGGCGCCGCUCCUCAUGCUGCCCAUCUACUCGCAGCUCCCUGCGGACAUGCAGUCGCGGGUGUUCGAGGCAGCGCCGCCGGGCUUCCGCAAAUGCGUGGUGGCAACAAACAUUGCCGAGACCUCGCUGACGGUCGACGGCAUUGUUUAUGUUGUCGACUGUGGCUACUGCAAGACCAAGGCGUUCAACCCGCGAAUCGGCAUGGAUGCGCUGCUGGUCACGCCAAUCUCGCAAGCCAACGCGAACCAGCGGUCGGGGCGUGCCGGGCGAACCGGGCCGGGCACGGCGUAUCGGCUCUACACCCGGUCGCAGUACGAGCUCGAGAUGCUGUCGACUGGCAUUCCCGAGAUCCAGCGGACCAAUCUCGGCAACGUGGUGCUCUUGCUCAAGUCGCUCGGCGUUGACGAGCUGAUGCAAUUUAACUUUAUGGAUCCGCCGCCGGAGGACACCAUUCUCUCGUCGAUGUACCAGCUCUGGGUCCUUGGCGCGCUCGACAACGUGGGUGAGCUGACGGCGACUGGGCGGCUCAUGGUCGAGUUUCCGCUCGAUCCGCAGCUCUCCAAGAUGCUUGUGCUCUCGGCAGAGCUGGGGUGCUCGGCUGAAGUGGUCAUCAUCACUGCCAUGCUCUCGGUGCCCAACGUGUUUGCGCGGCCCAAGUCGCGCGAGACCGAGGCCAACGCGGCGCGCGAAAAGUUCAACGUCGCCGAGUCGGACCAUCUCACCCUCCUCCACGUCUACCAGCAGUGGACAGCGAACAAGUGCUCGAGUGCAUGGUGCACCAAGCACUUUGUGCAGAUGAAGGCCCUCAUCCGGGUCCGCGAAGUCCGCGCCCAGCUGCUGGACAUCAUGAAGUCGCAGCGGCUGCCGGUCAUCUCGUGUGGCUCUGACUGGGAUGUGGUCCGCAAGACCAUCGCCGGCGCCAUGUUUGAAAAGGCGGCCCGGAUCAAGGGCAUCGACGAAUAUGUCAAUCUCCUCACUGCCAUGCCGUGCCACCUACAUCCGUCGUCGGCGCUCAUCGGGCUCGGCUACUCGGCCGACUACGUCGUCUACCACGAACUCGUCCUCACCUCGAAGGAGUACAUGCGGGUGGUGACCGCCGUCGAUCCGCACUGGCUCGCCGAGUUUGGCUCGGCGUUCUACGCCGUCAAAGAUGGCAUCGGCUCGCGCGCCUCGCGCGCACGUGAGCUCGCCUCGCGCAAGGCCGACAUGGAGGAGGAGAUGCGGCUCUCGCGCGCCCUCUCGCGCGCACCGUCGUCGGCCGUAUCCGCCCCGCCGCGGUCACGCGCCGCGUCGGUCGCCAUUGGUGUCGUCUCACAGCGCCGCCACUCGGCACCGACUCCCACAGGUGGGAUCGCUCCGCCGCCGCCGCCCUCUUCCGCCCCGCCGCCGCCGUCUUCUGCCGCUCCGCUGCUCGAGACCGGGGUGAAAGGCAAGGACAAGGCCAAGAAGAAGAAGAAGAAGAAGAAGAAGGACAAGCUCCCAUCGACCGCCGACCUCAUCGCCGCUGUCCACAUGCAAUCGGCAGCCGCCGCCAAGAAGCGCAAACGUGGCCGAUUGUAGCCAUCGGCCAACCGGC